AUGGCGGAGCAGUUGGAUCCCCACAAGCCGCUGUGCGUUGUUGCGGGCAAGGAUCGUUGCGUGAUCGUGGUCAACGCGUUGCGGCCCCCUCGCCUGUCUUGGGUCUUGGUCCGACCAGCCCUGGCAGUCCUGGCACCGGACUCUGAUCGCCAGUGGGACCUCACGCGUCAGAAGCUUACGGGGCCGGAGCUCUCCCCGCGGGGCGGCGGCGCCCCCCCGCGGCCGGCGCCGGCGGGCGCCAGCCGCACCCAGGCCAGCGCGAGCGGCUGGGUGGAGGCCAUCUCGGCGGAGUUCCCCCCGCUCGGGUUCCCAGACCUCAAGAAGGCGGAGGGCGGCAAGAAGGCCGAGGGGGACCAGGUCGCGGAGGACCUCCUGAAGUUCCCGGAGAGCGCGGUGGACGGCACCGUGGAGCAGAGGCAGGAGGAGCUCCUGGCGUACAGGAAGCAGGCGGAGCGGAACCAGCGGCUCGCCUCCGAGGGCAUCGACGGCGCCCGCGGCAUCCUUGCGAACUGA
Messenger RNA from Prorocentrum cordatum, 513 nucleotides. The record is from the annotation of a GenBank genome assembly. Lineage: Eukaryota; Dinophyceae; Prorocentrales; Prorocentraceae.